Messenger RNA from Homo sapiens (human), 1145 nucleotides. It is a transcript of the gene RPL38, whose product is annotated as ribosomal protein L38. Gene Ontology annotation, cellular component: cytosolic large ribosomal subunit; cytoplasm; eukaryotic 80S initiation complex. The coding region runs from base 107 to 319 and encodes 70 amino acids. The record is from RefSeq and is marked reviewed. The transcript has 5 exons. Gene Ontology annotation, biological process: cytoplasmic translation; translation. NCBI's taxonomy places the organism in Eukaryota, Metazoa, Chordata, Mammalia, Primates, Hominidae. Gene Ontology annotation, molecular function: structural constituent of ribosome.
CUUUUUCGUCCUUUUCCCCGGUUGCUGCUUGCUGUGAGUGUCUCUAGGGUGAUACGUGGGUGAGAAAGGUCCUGGUCCGCGCCAGAGCCCAGCGCGCCUCGUCGCCAUGCCUCGGAAAAUUGAGGAAAUCAAGGACUUCCUGCUCACAGCCCGACGAAAGGAUGCCAAAUCUGUCAAGAUCAAGAAAAAUAAGGACAACGUGAAGUUUAAAGUUCGAUGCAGCAGAUACCUUUACACCCUGGUCAUCACUGACAAAGAGAAGGCAGAGAAACUGAAGCAGUCCCUGCCCCCCGGUUUGGCAGUGAAGGAACUGAAAUGAACCAGACACACUGAUUGGAACUGUAUUAUAUUAAAAUACUAAAAAUCCUAAGUGUCUUUCGUCUUUGCGGAUGGGAAAGGGAAAAAUGCUACCUCGUAGUGGCUUCUGAUGGGAACAGGACGCGGGUUCUGUUGCUGCCUUCCUGUGUCUUUUUUUUUUUUUUUUUUUCUUUCUUUGAGACGGAGUCUUGCUCUGUGGCUCAUCCUGGAGCACAGUGGUGCGAUAUCAGCUCACUACCACCUCCGCCUCCUGGGUUCAAGCGACUGUCCUGCCUCAGCCUCCCGAGUGGCUGGGAUUACAGGCACACAUCACCACGCCUGGCCAAUUUUUGUAUUUGUAGUAGAGACAGGGUUUCACUGCCUGCCUCAGCCUCCCAUAGUGCUGGGAUUACAGGCAUGAGCCUCCGUGCCCGGUGCAUCCCUAAUCUUGAGCAUGAUCUCAGUCGGCAAAUGAGGCCAUCUGUUUUCAGCCUGUUUGAAAAUAAGAUGUGGGGAGGCCAUGAUGGAAAUAGCACGUGGGGUUAAACAUAACUGGCAGAUGUGGGAGCGAUGGUGGGGCAUGCCAUUCAAACAGGUCCCAAAAUGGGUGCAACAAGGUAUAGCACAUCUACCACUCGCUAACUUGACUGACUUGGAGAAAUGACUACACUUUUGCCUGUUUCCUCAGUUGGAAAAUAGCCAUAUUAACACCUCUUUCAUUGGCUUGCUGUCAGGGUACUGGGAUGGGGGGAGGUGCAUGGGUUGGGGUGGCCACCAGGUGGUGCUGUGCCACAGCGGGCAGCCCCUCUGGAAAUGACUGGCAUCAUAAAAUCUGUCUUCAUACCCGA